This is a messenger RNA of Branchiostoma floridae (Florida lancelet), 1541 nucleotides long. Its product is annotated as copper chaperone for superoxide dismutase-like. Bases 134 to 922 code for a protein of 262 amino acids. Lineage: Eukaryota; Metazoa; Chordata; Leptocardii; Amphioxiformes; Branchiostomatidae. Gene Ontology annotation, biological process: removal of superoxide radicals. The record is from RefSeq and is a predicted model, not a curated record. Gene Ontology annotation, molecular function: copper ion binding. The transcript is spliced from 8 exons.
UUCAUGUACUAGCCCUACAAGUGUACUGGAGAGCGUCGCCUAGCGGUAUGAUGUAGUACGACAGCAAGCACGUCUCCAACACACGCGUACGCCAGUGCAGAACUGUGAGAGUGGACACCCUCCUUCGUAAAGGAUGGCGACGCCUACAAAGGUUGAGUUUGAUGUCCAGAUGACAUGUCAGAGUUGUGCCAGCGCUGUGGAAAAUGCACUCAAGGGUGCAGAAGGUGUGCACUCCUUCAGUAUUGACCUGCCUACAGAACAGGUUGUUGUGGAGACCACCCUCCCAUCAGCCAAGGUGCAGGAACUGUUGGAGUCCACGGGCAGGAGGGCAGUCAUCAAGGGCAUGGGGCAAGCCCACCUGGGCGCUGCAGUGUCACAAAUGUCUGGUUUUGGUAGGAGUGCUGUCCAGGGCGUGGUCAGGUUUGUCCAGCUGUCCGAGAAGAAGGUGGCGAUUGAGGGGACGAUCGAUGGGCUGACACCUGGGCUCCACGGCCUGGCUGUUCAUGAGCUGGGGGAUUUGUCCCAGGGUUGUGACAGCUGUGGAGACCACUUCAACCCUACCAACUCCUGCCAUGGAGGCCCUGGUGACCAGGAAAGACAUGUCGGAGACCUAGGUAACGUCCUGGCUGAUGCGAGAGGUAGAGCAGAAUUUAGGAUGGAAGAUGAGAGACUGAAGGUGUGGGACAUAAUUGGCCGUUCCCUGGUAGUACAUUCUGGAAAGGAUGACCUUGGCAAGGGUAAAGAUGCCUCGUCCAAGCAAGACGGCAGUGCUGGCCCAGGACUUGCCUGCGGUAUUGUGGCUCGUUCAGCCGGCCUGUUCCAGAACCCCAAGAAGAUCUGCACCUGUGACGGUGUCAGCCUCUGGGACGAGCGGGAUGUACCAUUAGCAGGGCCGGGGAGGAGACAGCAGUGUUCUCUCUGAAUCCAGCAGACACAAAGGUCACAUUUACCAAGGAGCAAUUGUAUGCUUGUGCUGACGGAUAAUUUUCCAAGACAAGAAACAUCAAGAUAAAACACACUAUUUACUGGAUAGAUGAAAGUGAACUAGCCUGAUUGAAUCUUGCUCAAAGCAGCCCACCCAACAUCUGGCAGGGAGGGGCCAGAUACAGCCCUGGACAGCAGAGUUUGUGUCACACAGACUAAAUAUGAACUAAGAAAAAGCUUCUAAAAGUAGAAAAAUUGUGGAAUGAAUAUGAUGGAUCCUUUUGAACACUUUCUAGUCCUAUUGAAAGAAGACUAUAGCUAGAUGAGAUUAGCACAAUUUCAGUUGACAUCUGAAUCAGUACCUACUCACUUUACAUAAAGUGUAAAGUCAGUGUUACUGUCUGUACUACUUUACAUUGAAAAAGAAUACCACAUAUAAUGUGUUUGAUUGUACAUACUAUGUUUUGAUCAUAUCUUUUAUUCAUGUAAACAAAUUGUAAGAUGCCUCAAAUGUCUUAUUAUGCCUUAGUAUGCUACUAUAACAUUGUGUAUGGUCAAGUCAAUGAUGAUGAAGUAAAUUAUACUUCCAUGGCAAUAAAGAUUCUUAUCAAUACUUA